AUGGAAUUCCGCAGACAUGCAGGCCGCAAUUCAUUUCGCGAAAUUCCAAAAGGCUCACAAACAAAACAAUUUUUUUCUGAUUCGAAAGAAUCACGCAGUUAUAUGUAUCGAAAAAUAUAUCUUGACAAGUAUCCGUUAUUUUGGCAACAAUUUAAUGACAUAUUAGAUUCUGAAAUGAGUAACAGAAUUACAACUCUUCGACAUCCAGUUCCUGAAUCAAAUACAAGCCACCAGGCAAAUCCAUCUGAUUCACUAUAUUCAACCACGCGAAUUAACGAUCCUGAUGAGGAAAAUGAAGGUUUUCCAAUUUUUAUUAAAAAUUACGCUGCAAUUGAUUUUCAUAGAGGUUUUACGUUAGAAGAUCCACUUGAUUUGGAAGAUUUUGUUACACUUUGUGAUGAAAUUAAGGAAAUUAACGCAAAAACUAUUAAAACUGACGAUCCUCGAGAUGGAUUUUUAUUCCCAACUCAAGAAUUAAAUAAUGUACCUAUUGUAAAUACAGAUAUAGCAGAUACACACGACACACCGGAAGAACAGCCGCAUAAUGAAACCCGCGGCGGAUAUAGAGGUCGAGGUGGCCAAAGAGGAAGAGGCAGAGGUGGUGGCUCUACUAAUAAUAGAGGUAGAGGAAGAAGGUGA
Trichomonas vaginalis G3 is the source of this 639-nucleotide messenger RNA. RefSeq lists its product as uncharacterized. The transcript has a single exon. The record is from RefSeq and is a predicted model, not a curated record. Bases 1 to 639 code for a protein of 212 amino acids. NCBI's taxonomy places the organism in Eukaryota, Parabasalia, Trichomonadida, Trichomonadidae.